AUGGAUAAUGAAACAACUCAGUUUCUUCUCCUGGAAUUCUCAAAGAUCUGGGAGCUACAGAUUAUGCAUACAGUGUUAUUACUGAUACUGUAUUUAAUGACGGUAACAGGGAACCUUCUCCUCAUCUCUGCUGUUAUUUCUGACCACCACCUGCACACCCCCAUGUACUUCUUCCUGAUGAAUUUAGCCAUGCAAGACAUUGGUUCAGUUUCAGUCAUUCUCCCCAAAGCGGUUUUUAAUUCUCUGAUGAAGAUAAGGACUAUUUCUCAUUCUGGAUGUGUUGCCCAAGUCAUGUUGUUUGUCUUUUUCCUGAGCUCUGAUAUUCCCCUUCUUACUGUCAUGGCCUAUGAUCGGUAUGUUGCCAUUUGUAACCCUUUACAAUAUGAAAUGAUAAUGAACAGGAAGGCUUGCACCAAAUUGGUUGGCAGUGUAUGGACUGCCGGCCUUCUCAAUGCUUCAUUACACACCACUGUCACUUUUAAUACCCCUUUCUGUUCUAAUACUCUCGAUCAGUUCUACUGUGAAAUCCCAUAUUUGCUUAAGAUUGCCUGCUCUGGUUUAUACGUAACUGAAAUUGGAGUUCUAGUCUUCAGUGCUACAUUAACAAUCGGCUGUUUUGCUUUUAUCAUUGUCACUUAUGUGCAUGUCUUCUCUGCUGUUCUGAGAAUCCCUUCAGUUCAAGGAAGGAAAAAGGCCUUUUCCACUUGUCUGCCACACCUCAUUGUCUUCUCCAUAUUUCUGUUUACUGGUGCCUUUGCUUACCUAAAACCUGUAGCUGACAGUCCAUCGCAUCCUGACUUCCUAAUAACGAUAAUGUAUUCCACUAUUCCCCCCAUGCUGAAUCCGUUAAUCUACAGUAUGAGAAACAAAGACAUCAAAGCUGCUCUUUCAAGAAUUUUUGGUCAGAAGUUGUUUUAUUUUAAGGAAAUAUGA
Python bivittatus (Burmese python) is the source of this 933-nucleotide messenger RNA. Its product is annotated as olfactory receptor 14I1-like. NCBI's taxonomy places the organism in Eukaryota, Metazoa, Chordata, Lepidosauria, Squamata, Pythonidae. Gene Ontology annotation, cellular component: membrane. The record is from RefSeq and is a predicted model, not a curated record. Gene Ontology annotation, molecular function: G protein-coupled receptor activity; olfactory receptor activity. Gene Ontology annotation, biological process: G protein-coupled receptor signaling pathway.